Messenger RNA from Lottia gigantea (owl limpet), 315 nucleotides. RefSeq lists its product as hypothetical. Bases 1 to 315 code for a protein of 104 amino acids. The record is from RefSeq and is a predicted model, not a curated record. The transcript is spliced from 2 exons. Lineage: Eukaryota; Metazoa; Mollusca; Gastropoda; Lottiidae.
AUGGAAAAUAAUAUGUUCAGGAUCAAUGCUGUUAGCUGCUGGUUGAUGUUGGUAUUUUUUCAAGAUCUGAAUAAUGUGAUCUAUUUUUGCUCUUGGGUAAGACUCGAUCAGGUAGAAUCUUUGGAUGACGAACUAGAACUGGGUAUAGAGGACGAACUGGAAGGAGACAAACUGGAAGAGGGUAUAGAAGACAAACGGAAAGAGGGUAUAGAAAAUGAACUGCUGGAGGGUAUAGAAGAAAAACAGGAAAAGGAGUGUUUACGAGCAAUUGUGGACGGACCGACUGACAGACAGACAUUUCAUGUGGGCAUAUAA